This is a messenger RNA of Penicillium taxi, 2673 nucleotides long. Its product is annotated as alpha/beta fold hydrolase. Lineage: Eukaryota; Fungi; Ascomycota; Eurotiomycetes; Eurotiales; Aspergillaceae. The transcript is spliced from 2 exons. The annotation marks the transcript as partial. The record is from RefSeq and is a predicted model, not a curated record.
CAUGAUGGUGAUGCCGCGGCGCCUCCAGCCCAGGUCGAUUCGGCUCUGUACAAUCGAAGGCGUCGCCGACAGUCCCUCCCUCAACGUGCCCAUGGUCCAGCCUCUUCCAUUGAUCCAACUUCUCCGGAAGUUAUUUCGUCUUUGAUCUCAUCCCUCUCUGCGAUUUCCGUGCCCCUGAAUUCCCAUUUUGAUAGCGUGCCGCGGAUUGACUCGAAGGAUAGCUCACCUGGAUUGCCAGAAGUACCACAUACGGCACCCUGUUUCACAAUUCCUCCAUCAGAGCAGAAUGGCCUAGGAAUGAGCUACGGAAAUCAGGCGUUGGCAGAGGAGCCGCCGCAUGGCCCUUUUUUGCACCCGGACGAUGCCGCAGUCGGUCCUGUUAUCCGCAUGGCCAGAGCAGCGCCAUUACCAAAGAGCCCCCGCUCGCCCAAAUUCAAGCCCGUCAAACCAUCUGAGUCCUCUCGUCCUGCAUCAAAGGAUUCUUACACCUCUUUAAAAGCAUCUGAUAGUACUGUAUUUGGGACAAUAAGUACUGAACCGGGUCCUCUUGUCUCGAGGGCUGCCAGUAUCAAGUCAAAUGGUUCACGCAUGAGUCUCAGGGAUUCAAUUGGGCUGUUCAGAAAAUCGUCGCGCGAAUUGACAAAUGAUAAGGAACCACACGGCGAUCGCCCCCACAAGGCAAGCAGUCUGAAUGAAAAUGCGGGACAGAACUUUCCUCGCAAUAGAGCUAGCUUGCGCUCUAUGUAUUCAAUGGGGGAUGUGGCAGAAGAAACUAGCCUCAAACAGAUAAGCGACCAUCGUGUCGCAAGUACUCCGUCGUCUGGGGAAUUCUCAUCGCCCCAGGACACCCCUGAUCAAAACCCCGGCGGAAUCGGAAGCGGUCGCGCCAUUCCAAAGCGCAACUUUUCCAUGAAACAGGGCGAUGGUGGAUCUCCAUCGAGGAAUCGCCUGUCUAUGCAUCAUCGCCGAUAUUCUUCCGCUACCAUUAAAAACUCUAGCGCGGGGAAUGGAUCACCAGGAACGGGCAAUGAUGCGGACCCGGUUACACGCAGGAUCCAAGAGGUCAAAGAUCAGCAGCAACGAAUCCAGACUGAGCUUAAAGUUGACAACAGUCCUGCCAAAUACUCUCGCACACAUACGAAGCAGGUGCAGACCCCGCGUAGCUCCAGUCACAGUCAAAUUAGUGCACAGAGUCUCAAAACAUUUGGAUCUCUCAUAAAUGAGAGCGCACCGUCGCCAUCCGUUAUGACGGGCAAGAACCGACAGGGGAAACCUGGUGGUGCGCCUUUAGUAUCCAAGAUGACUCAAUUCCCACUUCCGCCAACAGAAAAGCCCUUGUAUGAACCGUCCAUGCGAUCUAUGGAGCAGGCUACAACUCCAAAGAACCACCGACGCACACCAUCUGGUCCGAUCUUGACUGAUCGAGUUUCUUUCAAUAACGAGAGACCGUCCAGUGCAGACUCCAUUGAUUUGGCAGUAUAUGAUUAUGUUACGUCCCCGAAAUUGACCCAAAAAGUGAUACACCCCGCCUCAGGCCGUACUAUUGCGUUUUCUGAAGUCGGUGAUCCCAAGGGCCAUGUUGUACUGUGCUGUCUCGGCAUGGGUCUCACUCGUUAUCUCCCAGCCUUCUACGAUGAACUGGCACGAACAUUGAACUUGAGGCUGGUGACUUUGGACCGCCCUGGUGUCGGCGAGAGCGAAGCACAUCGGCAUGACGAAUCGAGUAGUCCUCUGAGCUGGCCUGAUGAUGUUGCCAUCGUUUGUAAUCAUCUGCGAGUGACCAAGUUCUCUAUCCUUGCUCAUUCAGCCGGAGCAAUUUACGCUCUUGCAACCGCACUUCGAAUCCCCCAGCAUAUACGUGGGCGUAUUCACCUCUUGGCUCCAUGGAUCCCUCCUUCACAACUUUCCAGGAUCGGCUUCCAAAAGGAUCCUGCUCCCGCAAACGCAGUUCCUUAUUCUGUACGGAUUCUUCGUGCUCUUCCAACAUCUCUUCUCAAGGUAGCCAACACUAGUUUCAUGAGUGCCACUAGUGCUAGCAUAACGACCAGUCUUCCCAAAUCCCCGCGUCGAGUAAAGAAGAAGCCUGGGAAAGAGACUACGGAUAAGGAACUUGUCUCCUCACCGGGGUCUUUGGACGUGCAAACAAAUCCUACAAAUGAGGAUAUCGCGCCAUUGACUGGCCUGCAGCCAUCGGCUAUCCCUAAUGCCGCCGGGUACAAAAAAAGUGAUGCCACCAUCGGGACUCCCGUUAAAUCCCCUGAAGAGGAGCGCGAACGUCAACAAGAUUAUGAUAUUCGACUCACUCACAAGAUUUGGGGUCUGGCCACAACAAAUGCCAAUCCAGCAGUUGACCUCUUGAUCUGUCUGGAACGGCGCCAGACCAUCGGAUUCCAGUAUGUGGACAUCACACGAUCUGUCGUGAUUCAACACGGCAGCAAGGAUACUCGUGUUCCCAUGGAAAGUGUCCAGUGGCUUGGCAAGACCAUGCGCCGAUGUGAAGUACGAGUUCUCGAAGGAGAAGGCCAUGGUCUGAUGGCUUCUGCCGCUGUCAUGGGCAGCGUCUUGACAGAAAUUGCCAAGGAGUGGGAAGACUGGACUACUGUUGUCCAAGGCAAACGCCGAGCGACAGUCACAGCUCGUCCCAAUGCACGACCUGGACUUGCUCAAAGAUGA